AUGGCCGUGAUAGCCAUUGCGGCGCUCUUGAUCUCCACCGCCACGUGGCUCUCUCUGGCGUUCUCCGGCAGUUCUCUGUCGCUCAUGGUGUCCAAGGACAUCUCUAGGUUCUGGUACACAAACCCGACAGGUCACCCGUCGGGGCUCCGAAUCUCCUUAAUAAUUUCCGAGUGCUUCCACUUCCGCCUCCGCCUGCCUAAAGUCCUGUGGUUCGUGCUCACGGACGACGACACCAUCAUCAACGCCGAUAACCUCGUCGCAGUUCUGAGCAAAUACGACGCGUCGGAGAUGGUUUAUGUGGGGAGUCCAUCGGAGAGUCACUCUGCCAAUACGUAUUUCAGUCAUUCCAUGGCUUUUGGCGGUGGGGGUAUUGCGAUUAGCUAUCCUCUGGAGAAAGCUCUCUCUGAAAUUCAAGAUGAGUGUCUGGAGAGGUACCCGAAACUCUAUGGAAGCGAUGAUCGACUACAUGCCUGCAUUACUGAGCUUGGGGUUCCUUUUAACUAA
Rosa rugosa (rugosa rose) is the source of this 504-nucleotide messenger RNA. RefSeq lists its product as uncharacterized. The transcript has a single exon. Gene Ontology annotation, molecular function: acetylglucosaminyltransferase activity. Lineage: Eukaryota; Viridiplantae; Streptophyta; Magnoliopsida; Rosales; Rosaceae. The record is from RefSeq and is a predicted model, not a curated record. The coding region runs from base 1 to 504 and encodes 167 amino acids.